UUAUUUUAAAGAAGGGCAGGCCCAUAAGAUGGUGAGACCCCUCAUUCUGGUGGCGGUGGCCUCUUAUCUGGACUCUCUGCUGUUCCCCAUAUCAAAUGUCUCUCUUCUCCAGCAACCCCGCCUUCUCUCCUCAGGCCACUCAGCCAUGGAAAGCUAUGUCGCAUUUAUCGGUUGCUGGUUUUAAAUAUGCUAGCACCGGACUUGUUGCCCGACGGGAGGCUUUGGACUUGAGAAGCAAGCUUGGAACUCGGUGGAGUUAUGUUAGUGGAUCAAGACUUGUACUUCGGCCGAAGGUUUCAAGAAUCCGCUACCAUAGGAGACGAUUUAGUCCAUCAGCUUCCUGGAUUAUGAGUUCACAAAUUGCAAACAGUGCUUUCACUUGGGGCACAGCUGCUGUUCUUCCAUUCUACACUCUGAUGGUUCUGGCACCUAAUGCCAAGCUUACUAAAAGAACUAUGGAGAGCAGCACUCCUUAUGUUAUUCUUGGAGUUCUGUAUUCAUACCUUCUUUAUCUGUCGUGGACUCCGGACAAAGUAGGCUUGAUUUUUGCAAGUAAAUACUUGCUGCCAGAGUUACCUGGCAUAGCAAAAAUGUUUACAAAUGAAAUGACCCUGGCUUCUGCAUGGAUUCACUUACUGGCUGUAGACCUUUUCGCAGCAAGGCAGGUAUUUCAUGAUGGUUUAAAGAACAAAGUAGAGACUCGACAUUCAGUUUCUUUAUGUCUUCUUUUCUGCCCGAUUGGAAUUGCUACUCAUGCCAUCACUAAGAUGCUAACGGAGAGGGCAAAUCAGUCACACUAAGGCUUAAAUUUAGCUGAACAUUUUUUUUUUUUUGGGUCUCAAUUCAGCAAUUAUGUUGGAAGAAUAAUGUACAUUUGAAAUUAUGCCUGCAUAUACUCUAGUAGGGUUAAUAUUUGAGCUCGUAAUACCAGAUUUUUUUUAAUAAAUUA
Molecule: messenger RNA, 949 nt
Organism: Elaeis guineensis (African oil palm)
Lineage: Eukaryota; Viridiplantae; Streptophyta; Magnoliopsida; Arecales; Arecaceae
Product: protein ABA DEFICIENT 4, chloroplastic
Source: RefSeq, a predicted model, not a curated record